This is a messenger RNA of Amblyraja radiata (thorny skate), 1281 nucleotides long. RefSeq names its product neurturin (gene nrtn). The transcript is spliced from 2 exons. The coding region runs from base 27 to 647 and encodes 206 amino acids. Gene Ontology annotation, molecular function: receptor tyrosine kinase binding; glial cell-derived neurotrophic factor receptor binding; growth factor activity. Lineage: Eukaryota; Metazoa; Chordata; Chondrichthyes; Rajiformes; Rajidae. The record is from RefSeq and is a predicted model, not a curated record.
GCCUUGCCGGUGUGUAAUGCUCUAGGAUGAAGGUAUGGAAGGUGGUGGUGGUGGCCUCUCUGCUCUUCAGCACCAUCUUUUCGGCUCUGAUAUACAGAAACGUGUCCAUUAGAGGGAGGACAAUGGCUCCAGCCUCAAGCGAAGAACUUCAGCCUCAGGACCCGAGACUGCCACCCAGCCCCCAGUCUUACAAAGUGAAAUAUAAAAACAUGUUUAAAAGCCACACGGACGAGGAGGCUCAGGAGUUGGUUCGGGCUUUGAUCCAGAGGUACAGGCGGUCGCCGGACUGGAGGCGGAAGACUCGUACUCACUCGCGGGCGUCUCUGCGGACCAAGCGUGCGAAGUCGCGGGCCACCAAAGGCUGCUCGCUGAAAGAGAUCAACGUGACGGUCAGCGACCUGGGCAUCUCGCAGGUGUCGGAGGAGGUGGUGCGCUUCAGGUACUGCGCCGGCUCCUGCGACUCCGAGAAGAAGUUCUACGACCUGACGCUGAAGAACCUGCGCAACUCCAAGCUGAUCAAGAAGGAGGUGAGAGCCCGUCCCUGCUGCCGGCCCACCCUCUACGACGACGACGUCUCGUUCCUGGACGUCAACUUUCGCUACCACACACUCCGGCAACUCUCGGCCAAGGAAUGUGGCUGCGUCUGAAGGAAAAGUGUCGGAUACUCCGAUCCCUUCUUGGAAGGAGCAGGAACAACAAAAAAUACACAUCAGACAGACCUCGUUUGGGCUCAGGGUCUUGGUUCUUGGUUUCUUGGCCCUCCAAAAUAUUCCAAAUGGAAUUUAAACUGGAGGUGGUCCUGGUCACUUUCCACGGUUUCCUGGCGAGCGCUGGGUGGAAGGAGACAACGCAUCUGGAAGACAAGAGGGGGUGAUGUCUGACCACCACCCCCCCCCCCUCUCUCUUCUAGAGAGGUUCAGAUCUGCAGUGCCUCGUGAAGGAGCAAGUGUAUCCAACACAUGUGCCGCAACGCCGUUGUUGGCCGUGACCUGCACUGGAGAGACCACCUCAAUGGCCAGACGCGAGGAGUGGGGACGUGGACUUACUUGUGUUUUGCAAUUGACACUCUUCACCAAGUCUAGUCGUCAUGGAUUCCAGAAUGCAGGGUUGUGAUCCAAGGGUUAACAUCUGUGCCUAUGGAAUACACUUUGAAUAAUUCACCACUAACCCCAUUCCCUUCAUUCCUCUCUCUCUCUUUCUCUCACUGUCUAUCUCUCUAUAUCUCUCUCUCUCUCUCUCUCUCCAUAUAUCUCUAUAUCUCGCUCAGAUUAUGUCCAUCUC